Messenger RNA from Perca fluviatilis (European perch), 1378 nucleotides. RefSeq names its product decapping enzyme, scavenger (gene dcps). The record is from RefSeq and is a predicted model, not a curated record. Gene Ontology annotation, molecular function: hydrolase activity; RNA 7-methylguanosine cap binding. The coding region runs from base 94 to 1089 and encodes 331 amino acids. Gene Ontology annotation, biological process: deadenylation-dependent decapping of nuclear-transcribed mRNA. Gene Ontology annotation, cellular component: P-body; nucleus. Lineage: Eukaryota; Metazoa; Chordata; Actinopteri; Perciformes; Percidae. The transcript is spliced from 6 exons.
UGCACGAGGCUCCGGACAGGGUCCACGGUUGUUGAGUGAGUUAUCCUCUUACACAUACACGAUCUUUGGCCACAAAAGCAGCAACCACGAAACAUGGCAGGCACCCCGGCUAAACGUGAAAUUGACAGUGUUGUAACUGAUGAAUUAGCUCAGAAAGUCAAGAGGGGGAAAGCCGACAAUGAGAAUGGUGGAGGAGAAGUUGGAAAGGAACCUGAAUCCGAAAAUAUUCUGCGUGAGUUUAAAACGUCCAAAGUCUUGAGUGAUUCUGCCCGGGAGAAAAACAUCUUCAUUCAUGGAAAGCUUGCCGAUCAGGAGGCUGUGGUUAUCCUGGAGAAGACUCCCAUCAGAGAAGACACCCUGGCUGAGCUUUUCAGCGGUUCCAGGCUGAAACUGGAGAUGAAGAACGACAUCUACAGCACAUAUCGUUUACAGGCUCCCCCUCAACUCAAUGAGAUCAAGACUACAGUCGUGUGUCCAGCCACAGAGAAGCACGUCAAGAAAUACCAGCGACAGGAGAGUUUCCUCGUGGAGGAGACUGGGGAGGACUAUCAGUCCAUCACAUUGCCCUACAUUCAGAAGCAGAGUUUCAGCGUGCAGUGGGUGUACAACAUCCUUGAGAAGAAGGCAGAGGCUGACCGGAUAGUUUAUGAAGAUCCGGAUCCAAAAGUUGGCUUUGUCCUCCUCCCAGAUUUCAAAUGGGACCAGAAACAGGUUGAUGACUUAUACCUGAUUGCUAUAGUACAUCAGAGAGACAUCCGGAGUCUCAGAGACCUGACGUCAGAGCAUCUACCACUGCUGCAGAACAUCUUCCAGAAAGGAAAGGAGGCCAUCCUGGAGCGCUACAAGCUUCCAGCCAGCAAGCUGCGAGUCUACCUGCACUACCAGCCGUCCUACUAUCACCUCCACGUCCACUUCACCAAGCUGGGCUACGAGGCGCCCGGCUGCGGGGUCGAGCGGGCCCACCUCCUCGCAGACGUUAUCCAAAACCUGCAGUCUGACCGCCAGUACUACAAAAGCCGGACCCUGUACUUCCCCCUGAGGGCCGACGACGGACUGCUCAGCAAGUUCAAGGAGACGGGGAGGCUGUAACGGACCGUCUCAUGCACUUAUUCACCGCAUUAGUUAGAUUCCCAGCCAAACUGUGUUUUUCGGAUAAUACAUUCAUACAUAAUUUGUACCUGUUUGUGUGAAUCCUCAGCAAGGUGUUUUUUGUAAUAAUUGUCAUAUUCCUGCUUUCAUUAUGAGAAAAGGAGAGAACAUAGGAGUGGACGGGGCAAGAGUCAAACCAGUGGAUGAAGGAUGUUUCUGUCAAUCUCUGUUUGAAUGUUUUUCACGUUUUCUAUGGUGACUGAAUUAAAGAGUCAUUUUUUUCUACUCA